Messenger RNA from Adineta ricciae, 1473 nucleotides. Lineage: Eukaryota; Metazoa; Rotifera; Eurotatoria; Adinetida; Adinetidae. The record is from the annotation of a GenBank genome assembly.
AUGUCGAAAAACAAGAAUCGAAAAAAGAAAGGAGCAGCAGCUUCCUCAACCAAAAAAGCACCUUCGACAUCACAUUCACUUUCAUUGAAGAAUCGUUCAUCAUCAAAGGCAGCUACAGGAUCUGUUAAUGGUGCUAAGGUUCGUUCACAAUCCACUGUCAAACGAUUACAAAUGUAUCGUGGUGGAAAACCCAAACGAGACCCAUCAGGACGAAUAACACAGGCAGCAGCGUUUCAAGAACGACUUCCAUCCGGUACUCAAGCACGUGUCGCACCAAAUCGUCAAUGGUUUAAUAAUAGCCGAGUAGUAACUCAAAAUUCUCUACAAAAAUUUCAAUCAGCUUUGUCAACUACACUUGCUGAUCCGUACCAAGUGGUAAUGAAACAAACACAAUUACCGGUGACAUUGUUAAAUGAAAAGGGCAAGCAAAAACGUGCUCAUAUUCUCGAUGUCGAAUCGUAUGGAACAACAUUUGGACCAAAAGCACAACGAAAACGACCAGCAAAUGUCACCGGCGGUGAUGAUAUGGAGGCAUUGAUGGCUCAUGUUGAACGAACGCAAAGUGAAUACAAUCAGGAUAAAGAUCUUGAUCUAAUGCGUGAAGAUGACGGUGUAAAACAAGAAACAAUGAAUCCGUUGUUCAGAGCUGGACAAAGUAAACGUAUUUGGAAUGAACUUUACAAAGUUAUCGACUCAUCCGAUGUUGUCAUUCAAGUUCUCGAUGCACGAAAUCCUGAGGGUACUCGCUGUCGACAAGUUGAAUCUUAUUUGAAAAAAGAAAAAGCGUAUAAACAUUUGAUAUUCAUUCUAAACAAAUGUGAUUUGGUACCUGUUUGGGUGACACAAAGAUGGGUAGCUAUACUCUCUCGUUCACAUCCAACACUUGCCUUUCAUGCUAACAUGAGAAAAUCAUUUGGUAAACAAGCAUUAAUCCAAUUACUGAGACAAUUUUCUCGAUUACAUCAAGACAAAAAACAAAUUUCAGUGGGCUUUAUCGGAUAUCCAAAUGUGGGUAAAUCAUCUGUUAUCAAUACCUUACGUUCGCAAAAGGUAUGUAAUGUUGCUCCAAUUGCUGGUGAAACGAAAGUUUGGCAAUACAUAACCUUGAUGAAACGCAUUUUUCUUAUCGAUUGUCCCGGAAUUGUCUAUCCAGCCGAAGAUUCCGAAACCGAUAUCGUCCUAAAAGGGGUUGUCCGAGUUGAAAAUGUACCGCAUCCGGAACAAUACAUUGAUGAAUUAUUACAACGUGUUAAACGCGAAUAUAUCUUGAAAACUUAUUCAAUUGAUGAUUAUUCCACAACUGAAGAUUUUCUAGAAAAAUUAGCAAGAAAAACCGGCAAAUUGUUGAAAGGAGCUGAGCCCGAUCUCCAAACAGUGGCCAAGAUGGUUCUGAACGAUUUUCAACGUGGAAAAUUGCCGCAUUAUGUUUCACCACCAGAAGAUCCUGAGAAACAAGAAACCGAAGAAAAAUAA